GCGUGUGGAUCUUAGGGACUCUGGAGGGGGAGGGAACUGGAAGCUCAUGGCUCGAAAGUCAGACUAGGGAAGCGGGACCCAGCGGGGAGGCCAAGGAGGAACCAGGAGUCCAAGCCGGACCUGGUUCUUCUGGGAAGGAAACCGGACCCAGGACUGCGGUAACCACACGCUCGGAUCUGUGACUCUUCCCUUUCCAAAAGAAGAGUUCAGAAGAGAAGGUUCAUCUCUUGCAAAUUUCACAGAUAUGUCUCAGGGAUCAGUGUCAUUCAAGGAUGUGACUGUGGACUUCACCCAGGAGGAGUGGCAGCAACUGGACACGGAUCAGAAGGCCCUAUACAGGGAUGUCAUGUUGGAAAAUUAUUGCCAUCUUGUCUCUGUGGGGUUUCACAUGACUAAGCCUGAUAUGAUCCGCAAGUUGGAAGAAGGAGAAGAAUUGUGGACAACAGAGAGAAUUUUUCCAAGUCAGGGCUAUCUAGAAGAAGAUGGGAAAGCUGAAGGUGUUUUAAUGAAGUUCAAAGAAUAUCAAAAUAGGCAUUUUAGAUCAGUUGUAUUCAUCAACCACAAAAGACUAACUAAGGAAAGAAGUAAUAUUUGGGGGAAAACACUUACUGUAGGCAAGAACUAUAUUAUUUCAAAAACAACACUACAUGAAUAUAAACCUGAUGGAAAGGUUUUGAAAAAUAUUUCAGAAUUGGUCAUUAGAAAUAUAAGACCUGUAAGAGAGAAGUUUGGUGAGAGUAAUGGAUGGGAGAAAUCACUCCUCAAUACUAAGCAUGAGAAAAUUCAUACUGCAGUGAAUCUCUAUAAACAAACAGACUGGAGUCUGAGUGAUGAACAGGAACUUAUUCAACAUCAGAAGGUUCAAACUGAAGAGCAAUCAUUUGAACAAAAUGAGUGUGAAAAUUCCUUCCUUGUGAAAGGAAUGUUAUUUACACAUACUAGAACUCACAGAGGAGGAGAAAGACUCUUUGAAUACAAUAAAAAUAUAAUGCCUUUCAUUAAAAAGUCAAAUCCAAGUGUCCAUCCACAAAAUCUUAUAGAAAAGAAGCCCCAUGCAUAUAGCAAAUAUGGGAAAUUCCUCUGCAGGAAGUCCAUUUUUAUUAUGCAUCAGAGAUCUCAAACAGAAGAGAAACCCUUUCAUUGUCCUUACUGUGGGAAUAGCUUUAGAAGGAAGUCAUAUCUCAUUGAACAUCAGCGAAUUCACACAGGUGAGAAACCUUAUGUUUGCAAUCAAUGUGGAAAAGCCUUCCGUCAAAAGACAGCCCUCACUCUUCAUGAGAAAACACAUGUUGAGGGGAAACCCUACAUGUGUAUGGAUUGUGGGAAGUCCUUCCGCCAGAAGGCAACCCUAACUAGACAUUACAAAAUACAUACAGGGGAGAAAGCUUAUGAAUGUACUCAGUGUGGGAGUGCUUUUAGAAAGAAGUCAUACCUCAUUGAUCAUCAGAGAACUCACACAGGAGAGAAACCAUAUCAAUGUAAUGAAUGUGGGAAGGCAUUUAUCCAGAAGACAACGCUCACUGUACACCAAAGAACUCACACAGGAGAGAAACCCUAUAUUUGUAGUGAGUGUGGAAAGUCCUUCUGCCAAAAGACAACCCUUACUCUCCAUCAAAGAAUUCAUACAGGGGAAAAACCCUAUAUUUGUAAUGAAUGUGGAAAAUCUUUUCGCCAGAAGGCAAUCCUCACUGUUCAUCAGAGAAUACAUACAGGAGAGAAGUCCAAUGGAUGUCCUCAAUGUGGGAAAGCCUUUAGUAGGAAAUCAAACCUCAUUCGCCAUCAGAAAACUCAUACAGGAGAGAAACCAUAUGAAUGUAAAGAAUGUGGGAAGUUCUUUAGUUGUAAGUCAAACCUCAUUGUCCAUCAGAAAACUCACAAGGUAGAAACCAUGGAAAUAUAGUAAAUGAUGUGACUUUAUUCUUAUAAAAGCUUUGAAAGUCAUAGUAAACCCUGUAUUGAUGUUGCUUGCAAAUGUAAUAAUAUUCAAUAGUUUAAGGUACUAUAAACAUACCUAUUAUUUACUAGAUGAUAAAAUACACAGAAUUACUAGACAAAUUAAAUGACAAAAGUCAUUGAAAAUACAAGUCCCAAUUUUUAUUAGAGUCACAAGAGAUAAACUUUCUCAAGUUGCUUUACACAUUUAAAAUUGCUUGUUUUCAAUUUCAAUACCUACCUGGUUGUAAACCAGUAGUACAGAGUUGGUAUAUGAACCAUACUAUAAGCAAAGGACUUUAAAAAAGAAAGUAGUUGUGAACUGUAUUUUUCAUUGCAAAUAUGGAAUAAAAAUUAGCUGCUACCUCCUCAGAGUUAACCACAGUUCUAACUUCUAACAUUAUAAAUUAAUUUUUGCAUAUUAUACUUUAUACAAAUUGGAUUAUAUAUCAUGUAUUGAUAUUUUUUACAUUUGGCUUAUUCCAUAAUUAUGUCUCUGAAAUUCAUCAUUAGUGCAUUUAGCAGAAAUUUGUAUAUUCUGUGUAGAAUCUCAUAUGAAUAUAUCACAGUUUAUCCAUCUAUUUUUGGUGGACUUUUUCUUUGUUUAUAGCUUAGGGUUAUAAUAAA
Messenger RNA from Phyllostomus hastatus (greater spear-nosed bat), 2559 nucleotides. It is a transcript of the gene ZNF382, whose product is annotated as zinc finger protein 382. Gene Ontology annotation, molecular function: DNA-binding transcription factor activity, RNA polymerase II-specific; RNA polymerase II cis-regulatory region sequence-specific DNA binding. Gene Ontology annotation, biological process: regulation of DNA-templated transcription. The transcript is spliced from 5 exons. Lineage: Eukaryota; Metazoa; Chordata; Mammalia; Chiroptera; Phyllostomidae. The record is from RefSeq and is a predicted model, not a curated record. The coding region runs from base 245 to 1900 and encodes 551 amino acids.